AUGGAGACACUUCUCAGGAUCAUAACGGUGAUAACACUUACGCUUCACCAUAAACGAUCGCAAGUAUCCGCUCACUCGCUACGAGGGCGCAAUGUUCACGGGCAUUGGUUGUUAAACGGUUCAGACCCAGACGUGAGUUUCUCCAGUUCUGUGAGAUUUGCAAAAGGACGCUGUCCACGUACCAAGGCGGCAGACUUCUUCGCGGAGCAAUCCUACGCGACAGUACCCACUACAAAUAUCACUGACUGUGAUUUCACAAUUGCGUUUUGGAUGAAAAUCCCCGGCCAUCAUGAUGACAUCCUACGUAACACAGUAGUAUUCACAGCCAUCAGCACUGACGGUAAUCCACUUUUCCUAUCAUUAUCAAAGCAGACGGCGGGAAAGAUCCAUUUUAUUUGUGGACAGAUGUUGGGCUCCAAUGGCGAUUCCUUUAUCAGGCUAAUCAUUUCGACGGGACAAAUACACUUUGACCAAUGGACUCACCUGGCUGCAACUUGCCAAGAGAAAAAAAUUAGUCUGUACAUUGAUGGAGUGGAACAAAUAGCCUUAAUCAAAAGAAACACCUCUAAUUUAUUCUUCAACUAUCUUUCAAGUAUGGCAGAGCAGAGUAGCUUGAACAAGUUGUAUUACAUUGGAGGUUUGCCACCCAACGGAGGACUUAGCAUUAGAAGUGUAAAGUUCUUUGGAUCGGUAAUGGAUCUUCACGUCAUUGGAGUAGCAUUUACUCCAGACGAGAUUUACGACUUAUACAAGGAUCACGCACUAGUCAUAAACGUCACAUUAACUGAUGCAAAGGGAGACAUUGUUAACGUCGAGUGGGAGCCGCCGUCAUGUCCGGCAAACAUCAAGAUGUAUUUUGUCCACUACAGGGAAAUCGAGACCAAAGACUGGAAUGCAAUUGCUGUUUUUUCAAAUGUAACUUCUUAUGAUCUUCAGCUACAAUCCUACAAGGAGUAUGAAAUUACUGUUACCACGAGAGACAUUGAUAAAGAUAUCCCUCGUAAACUAUGGAGGGUCAGAACUCAAGGAGUUAACCAAACCAUUCUAGUAAAUCCUGACGAGCAAAAUAACAACACCAGUUACAAAGACAAAAAAAGAUUAAAAGCUCUAAUAAUCACUGGGAGUGUCGCAGCUGUGUUUGCGGUAGCUGUCGGCUUGUUUUGCUACAGAAGGAGACAACUUCGUUCUGUUUUGGAGCAAAGACCGCUUUCAAAGUCAAAAUCUAAAAUCGUUCACUUAUUGCAAUCGGAAGUGAUCCCCGAGAGGGUAACUCUGUUAGAAGAACUGGGACAGGGAGCUUUUGGAAAAGUUCACAAAGGAGUCUUGAGAGAGUUACCAAAAUCUGAAGUCUUCUAUAAACCAAAGAGGGAAAGAAUCAACGAAGUGAGAGAAACUAUUGUUGCUGUCAAAGUGUUACUUGAUACAGCGAGCAAUGAAGAUAAAAAACAGUUUCUGCAAGAAAUUGAAUUUAUGAAGAAAAUUGGUUCUCACAGGAAUGUGCUAAGCAUGAUUGGCUACUGGGAAAGGUCAGGACCAAUUAUGCUUAUCCUCGAGUAUGUUCCGCAUGGAGAUCUUCUUCAGUGGCUACGAAACAAAAGACAGUAUAUUUCUUCGCAUCAAUAUGCCGUAGGCGACCAAACUCCGUUUACUUGUGAACAGCGAAACAAUGGGGCAACACGAAUAAUUGGCAUGCCAAGGAGAAAUCAGUUGAUAGAAGAUGAUAAAGAAACUCGCUUGAAUGAAAACGCAAUUUCAUUGGAUUCCGAGAAAACUGAGAAAAAUGCAAUCCGUCUUAGCGAGGUGAACAUCAGCUUUUCCCUUGGCAAUGAACAAUACGGAAAUAAUAAUGAAGGCCUUUCCGCCGAAGAUCUUCUUUGCUUUGCGUGGCAAAUAACUCAGGGAAUGGAUUACUUGGCCAGCAGAGGAUUUGUUCAUCGUGAUCUGGCUGCCCGUAAUGUUCUUCUCGGUGAGGGCAGAACUGUUAAAAUUGCUGACUUUGGACUGUUACGUCGCACAUAUGGUGAAAUAUACGAAGUGAACCAGAUGAAAAAACUGCCAAUCAAAUGGUCAGCACCGGAAGCGCUAUUUUACGGCAGAUAUACCUCCAAAAGUGACGUGUGGUCUUUCGGAGUUCUGUUGUGGGAAAUGGCUACUAUGGGUGGCAUUCCAUAUCCUGGUAUUAGCAAUAAAGAGGUAUACAAUCUUCUCAAGACUGGAUAUCGGAUGGACAAACCAGACAUGUGUUCUAACGAAAUAUACAAGUUAAUGCUGAAAUGCUGGAAGGAAGAUCCUUGCGAAAGACCGACAUUCAGGGACGUGAUUAAAACGCUGGAAGAAAUGAUGACUAAAGACACUCCUUAUUACGACUUCGACAAACUGGACGAGAAUGAUGCUUGUUACGAACAAUUCAUUUCUGACAGCAGUGACACUUGCGAUCCAGAUACUCGGUUAUAAUUUGCUAGUUUCAAAUAAUGCAAAUGAGCUAAAUCUUCAAGGGGUGCAUCAUGCCGGAGCGUCCGCCCUUCCCCCCCCCCCCCCCGUCCCCCCUCCAGACGGCACACCAUGUCAUUAACAUCAAGCAUUUAUCAGGUUUUCCUGACAGUUCAACAGUAUUGUUGUACUAUUUGGACCUAUAGGGACUCCCCUUAGGUAACCCUGAUGUUUAAUGGUUGUCACCCCCCUAGAACAGCCAUGUAUGUUUAGUGAAAGUACUAGUACUAUGAGUCUCAAGCUAGUUCAACUGCUAAGGUAAUUACGAUAUAAAAUGAACUUAAUUCUCGGCUCUGUGAUUGGUCGUUGCAUAGAGGGCACUUGUUGUUCAGAAUGACGUAAUAAGAAAGUUAUAUUUUUCCUCAUUUGUGUAUUCAUAUCGUAUUUCAAAGUAAUUUCUGAUCUAUAACCAAAUAGACAAAUGGAAAAGAAGAAAUGUUUUUGAUGCUUUUAUCUUCCUCUAGAGCUAAAUUCCCUACAUGAGAAAUCUUGUCAUUACUUAUCAUUAAUUAAUUUGCACGAAAAAAGCAUCUUGCGCUAUUUGUAAUUUUCCCCCAUGUUACAUGAAAAAUGCACUAGUUUUCAGCCAAUCAGAAGUGCGUGUUUUUUUCCAAGUACAUUACUACAAUAAUAAAUGAAAGAAAAUGAUAAUGCACCAAACCAGUGUGGUGUCCCCUCCCCCAUUAGUGUAAAUUGUCCUGGGCAACACACAACCACAAUGUGCAACUCUGUUAUCAACACUACUUUCCCCAAAAGGAUUGAUAUUGCAUUACAGCUGAUAAUGAGCAUCCAGGAAAACAUUCUUGAAAAGUACAAGAGCAAUUCUGAUGUCACUCAAAGGGAAGAUACUUGACUCCAAUACCUAAAAAGAUUUGUUGUAAUAAAAGUGAGACUUGGUAACAUACAAUUUUUAAAAUGCUACUCUAGUUUGACAGCUCAAAUUUUGAUGACUUCUUACUGCACCUAUAACAAGUUCAUGAAUACAGCAAAGGAAACAAGCUAAUGAAAUGACGGACUCUUUUGGAAAAAGCCACACAAGAAAAGAGUCAUAUUCUUUCACCACAUUUCUUUUUGAAUCUUUAUUUGGAAGAGAAAAUUGCAAAAUAAAGAUUACUUA
Pocillopora verrucosa is the source of this 3607-nucleotide messenger RNA. Its product is annotated as mast/stem cell growth factor receptor-related protein Kit-like. Gene Ontology annotation, molecular function: protein binding; ATP binding; transmembrane receptor protein tyrosine kinase activity. Gene Ontology annotation, biological process: protein phosphorylation; cell surface receptor protein tyrosine kinase signaling pathway; multicellular organism development. Gene Ontology annotation, cellular component: plasma membrane; signaling receptor complex. NCBI's taxonomy places the organism in Eukaryota, Metazoa, Cnidaria, Anthozoa, Scleractinia, Pocilloporidae. The record is from RefSeq and is a predicted model, not a curated record.